Equus quagga is the source of this 2424-nucleotide messenger RNA. It is a transcript of the gene FCHSD1, whose product is annotated as FCH and double SH3 domains 1. The transcript is spliced from 20 exons. NCBI's taxonomy places the organism in Eukaryota, Metazoa, Chordata, Mammalia, Perissodactyla, Equidae. Gene Ontology annotation, biological process: neuromuscular synaptic transmission; regulation of actin filament polymerization. Gene Ontology annotation, molecular function: protein binding. Gene Ontology annotation, cellular component: recycling endosome; neuromuscular junction. The record is from RefSeq and is a predicted model, not a curated record. Bases 72 to 2348 code for a protein of 758 amino acids.
AGGCGGGGCCUAGUCGUGGGCGGGGCUUCUUCGAGUUCCGGAGUCGAGUUGCUGCUUGGGCCAGAGCGGAGAUGCAGCCGCCGCCCCGAAAAGUGAAGCCGGCCCAGGAAGUGAAGCUUCGCUUCCUGGAGCAGCUGAACAUCCUUCAGACCCGGCAGCAGAGGGAGGCGGAUCUGCUGGAGGACAUCAGAUCCUACAGCAAGCAGAGGGCAGCCAUUGAACGAGAGUAUGGGCAGGCACUCCAGAAACUGGCUGGGCCAUUCCUGAAGAGAGAAGGGCAGCGGAGUGGGGAGAUGGACAGCAGACAUUCUCUGGGGAGAGGCAGGAUGGUGUUUGGUGCCUGGCGCUGCCUGCUGGAUGCCACCGUGGCUGGGGGCCAAGCCCGGCUCCAGGCGUCCGACCGAUACCGUGACCUGGCAGGGGGCACAGGGCGGAGUGCCAAGGAGCAGGUGCUUAGGAAGGGAGCGGAGAACCUCCAGAGAGCGCAGGCCGAGGUGCUGCAGUCUGUCAGGGAGCUGAGCCGAAGUCGGAAGCUGUAUGGGCAGCGGGAACGCGUGUGGGCCUUGGCACAGGAGAAGGCGGCUGAUGUCCAGGCCAGGCUGAACCGAAGUGACCAUGGGCUCUUCCACACCAGGACCAGCCUCCAGAAACUCAGCACUAAGCUGUCCGCUCAGUCAGCCCAGUACUCCCAGCAGCUGCGAGUGGCCCGCAAUGAGUACCUGCUCAACUUGGCAGCCACAAAUGCCCACCUUGACCACUACUACCAGGAGGAACUGCCGACCCUGCUCAAGGCCCUGGUCAGCGAGCUGUUGGAACACUUGAGGGACCCCCUCACCUUACUGAGCCGCACUGAUCUGGAAGCUGCAGAGACGGCCCUGGAGCAUGCCCACCGCGGGGGGCAGGCAACCUCCCAGGUAAGCUGGGAGGAGGAUCUGAAGCUCUUUCUUCAGGAGCCUGGAGUAUUUUCCCCCACACCACCUCAGCAGUUUCAGCCAGCAGGGACGGAUCAGGUGUGUGUCCUGGAGCUGGAGGGGGGCGCAGGAAGCAUGCCUGGGGAGAGCAGCCUGGAGAAAGAGAUUCAGCGCUGGACGAGCCGAGCUGCCCGUGACUACAAGAUCCAGAACCACGGGCAUCGGGGAAGAUUAAACGACAUAAUUCGUGUGAAGCAACUAGCAAAGUGCAGGUCCACAGUAAGUAGUGUCCCCAUAGUAUCUCCACCCACCCCUGUCCUCUGCCUUCCCAACCAGGUGCUGCAGCGGCUGGAGCAGAGGCGGCAGCAGGCUACGGAGCGAGAGGCUCCAGGCAUAGAACAGCGGUUGCAGGAAGUGAGGGAGAGCAUCAGGCGGGCACAGGUGAGCCAGGUGAAGGGGGCUGCCCGGCUGGCCCUGCUGCAGGGGGCUGGCCUAGAUGUGCAGCACUGGCUGAAGCCAGCCAUGACCCAGGCUCAGGAUGAGGUGGAGCAGGAGCGACGGCUCAGUGAGGCUCGGCUGUCCCAGAGGGACCUCUCUCCCACGGCUGAGGAUGCUGAGCUCUCUGACUUUGAGGAAUGUGAGGAGACAGGGGAGCUCUUUGAGGAGCCCGCCCCCCCAGCCCUUGCCACCAGGCCCCUCCCCUGUCCGGCACAUGUUGUGUUUGGCUAUCAGGCAGGGCGUGAGGACGAGCUGACCAUCACAGAGGGCGAGUGGCUGGAGGUCAUAGAGGAGGGAGAUGCUGACGAAUGGGUUAAGGCUCGGAACCAGCAUGGCGAGGUAGGCUUUGUCCCUGAGCGGUAUCUCAACUUCCCGGACUUCUCCUUCCCUGAGAGCGGCCAUGACAGCGAGAAUCCCUCGGGGGCAGAACCCACAGCGUUCCUAGCCCGCGCCCUGUACAGCUACGCAGGACAGAGCGCAGAGGAGCUGAGCUUCCCUGAGGGGGCGCUCAUCCGUCUGCUGCCCCGGGCCCAGGAUGGAGUGGAUGACGGCUUCUGGAGGGGAGAAUUUGGGGGCCAUGUUGGGGUCUUCCCCUCUCUGCUGGUUGAGGAGCUGCUUGGCCCUCCAGGGCCAUCUGAACUCUCAGAUCCUGAACAGAUGCUGCCAUCCCCUUCUCCUCCCAGCUUCUCCCCUCCUGCACCCACCUCUGCCUUGGAGGGGCCCCCUGCACCUGUCCUACCUGGGGAGAGUGCCACUGUCCUAAGUGCUGGAGAUAACAGCAGUGAACAAAACAGCCUGAAGACUGACUUUUUUCCAGACCAAGACCUGGACUGCCCUGGACCCCUGGACAUGAUGGCGCCUCGACUCAGGCCGAUGCGUCCACCGCCUCCCCCACCAGCCAAAGCCCCGGAUCCUGGCCACCCAGAUCCCCUCACCUGAAGCCAGGGGAUCUCUGCCCCCCAGUGAUGCUGCCGCCCCUAUCUCCACGCUGUCAGAGAACACCCCCUCAAUGAUC